Molecule: messenger RNA, 2279 nt
Organism: Phalaenopsis equestris
Lineage: Eukaryota; Viridiplantae; Streptophyta; Magnoliopsida; Asparagales; Orchidaceae
Product: growth-regulating factor 6-like
Exons: 4
Coding region: 152-1900 (582 amino acids)
Biological process (GO): regulation of DNA-templated transcription; DNA-templated transcription; developmental process
Cellular component (GO): nucleus
Molecular function (GO): ATP binding
Source: RefSeq, a predicted model, not a curated record
UGGAAGAAUAGAUGAACUGCUAUAAGAAAACCAGACUGGUUUCAUAGCUUUGGAAACACUACAACAUAGAAAUGCAUCUCCUUCACCAGCAGCUUCCUCUCUCAUUUCCAUUCCUCAUCCCUUCAAAAUCUCAUUUCAGCUCCAACUAGACAUGGACUUGGGUUGUUCCCUGAGCACGGAUGGCUUGGUCCCUGUCUCGUCUGACCCCAAUGUUCUCAUCCCCUCCUUUUUUCCCUUGGACUCCGAACCCAGCAAGCAAAGGGGGCUGUUUCAAUCCAGUUUCUCCAAGCAUGGAAGAUCUGUCGUGGUUGAGGAGGAUGAUGAGUACUGGACUCGUUUGAAGACGGCUAGAGGGGAUCCAAUGCUCACAUCAACAAGCAAGGCGGCAACUUGCCUCCUUGGAUCCGGCUCUCACUCCCUCUUCCCUGAUGGAGAGCAAAUGCUGAACUUUUCUUCAUGGAAAUCAGAUGCUCUGGUGCUCAAUAAUCAUUGGAACUCACCUUCCUUCAACCAUCCUUCAUCAUCUUCAGCUUACCCUACUUUCAGGAAUGCAGGAGCGUGCUCUGGCAAUCCAACCCUUAACAUUCAAGGAGCUGUGUCUGAGAUCAGUGGACCCUUCACCACUUCUCAGUGGUCAGAACUGGAGCAACAGACUCUGAUCUACAAAUAUAUUGAUGCAAAAGUUCCAUUACCAUCUAAUUUGCUCUUGUCAAUCAGACGAAGCAUCAACCCUUCUGGGUUGUCUUCCUUCAUUGCUGGAACUUAUAGACCAGCAGGCACAUUGGGAUGGGGAAAUUUCCAUCUGGGUUUGGCUGGAAGUGCUGAUCCGGAGCCUGGCAGAUGCCGUCGAACAGAUGGGAAAAAAUGGCGGUGUUCGAGGGAUGCAGUUGUGGAUCAGAAGUACUGCGAGCGACACAUGAACCGUGGUCGCCAUCGUUCAAGAAAGCGUGUGGAAGGCCACAAUGGCCAUGCUGCCAAGGCUGCUGUGCCUGCUGCCAUUACUUCGUCGCAAUCGGCAUCGGCUCUUUCCAGUGGUGGUUCUUCUAAUAAUCUCGCCGUGGCUCAGCAGCAGAGCAAAAACAUACAACCAAGCUUCACGGAACCUUCAUCUCUGCAAUUGGAUAGGUUACUGAUGAACAGAGACAAUACAAAUGUACAAAGACAAGAUGCCAAAGGCCUCUCCGUGCUGACUGAUGUAAACUCAAAAUCCACAGGUACCUUGUUGCCCAUGUCCAAACAACUAAAUCCCUUUGAAGAAACUUCAACCCGUGUAGACUUGGGACUUGUAUCAACUGAUUCUGUACUUAAUAAUGAAGGGAACUGCUCCUCAGAGAAUCUCAGUUUUGUUUUUUAUCACUCUGAAAUGAAUGAUCAGCACACUCGAUCCCAUCCCUUUCCCUUCCGACAUUUUAUUGAUGACUGGUCCAAAACACCAUCUGAUGGGAUGGAAAAGAAGCAAUCAAACAGAACUGAACUCUCCAUUUCAAUCCCCAUCUCCUCCUCCGCCAACCAAGACAAGCUGUCAUUUUCCCCUCUCAGGCUAUCUUGUGAGUUCAAUCCUACGAAUGAUGGCACCCAAAGGGGUUUAAGUUGGAUACCCAUUUCGUGGGAGCCAAACAUUGGCGGACCUCUUGGGGAGGUUUUGACCAACACGAGCAGUACUACCCCAAAGGAUCUUAGUAGCAAUUUAUCAGCUUCAUCUCUGAACCUCAUGACUGAUGGGUGGAACUCCAAGGCUAGAUUUGAAUCAUCGCCCACAGGAGUGUUGCAGGAGUCUGGCUUUGGUUCGUUGUCCAGCAGUGCAGGAAGCAGCCCCCGGGCAGAGAACCAUAAGGCUCACGAAAGUGAUGACCUACUUGGCUCAACCUUUGUGAAUUUAUCAACGAACCCCUCGCUCUAAGUCUCUUCUGCGUCACCACCGAUGAAGAUGAUGCAGACUGAUCUGAAGAGUUGAGGAAUGGAGACUGCAGCAGAGACUGAUUGAUUGAUGUUUAAAACUGUUUGUUUUAAAAAUCAUAACUACUUUGGGAUGAAAUCCAUUCGGUUCUGUAUGUGUUUCUUCUUUUAAACUGCUAUGCACUCCAGUUUUCUACUACAGUUGCAUGCUUUUUUUCUGGCACUUCAGGCUUUGAUUUUCUCAUGCUCAACAAACAGUUGCAGGCUUUUUUUCUUUCAUCAUGAAUUGCGAGUAUCAUUCUGCCUGCGCAUUUAUUAUGAAUUUCUGUAUAUGUUUAAAAAAUGAAAAAAAAAGAAAUAAAAACUACGAGAAUCUCACCUUC